Linum trigynum is the source of this 1879-nucleotide messenger RNA. The record is from the annotation of a GenBank genome assembly. NCBI's taxonomy places the organism in Eukaryota, Viridiplantae, Streptophyta, Magnoliopsida, Malpighiales, Linaceae.
CAGACCCAUCUUUUGGGACCAGCAAUUCUUCGAGAGGAACUGCCUCCCGGAGUUCGCAGGCGCUGUGUUCACACCGGGCUACACCACGGCUACUCAGCUGCUCCUAGAGUGGCGCAUCCUCAACCAAAUGUUGGGGAAAUCUUACACCCCCAGCGAUGGCUCCACCAGUCAUCUUCCGCUCCGCACGUUGCACUGCCUGCACUCCAUCAGCCAGGAUGAAGACAAUCUUCAUUUGUCCUCUCUCAACGCCAAUACGGUCGCCAAGGCCUCUCGCUGUGGUCGUGCUCUGGCGCGGUACUUCAACAUCGACCUCUCCGGGUUAACUGUCAUACUGCCACCGACACCCUUCUCCAGGGACACCCUACGGCGCCAGCUGAUACUGCAGCAUGACGGGGACAUGACCUGGAUCCGAAGACUUCCUCGCCCUGUUCCUCGUCCACCAGAGGGCGAGUAUCUCCCCGAGGCGAGCGAUGCUGCAGCUCGUCGGACCACUCGCCGGACCAAUCGUCGGACCACACCUUCAGCAGCUGGCGCCUCCACUUCCGCUGCUGGCCCGUCUGCUGCUGCACCCACCUCCUACAUUGCUGAGCAGCUGGCAGCCCUUUCCCGCCAGAACGAGCAGAUCCUUGCUGGCCAGGAGCACAUCAACGCCCAACUCGACCGUGAGCGCGACGGUCGGCGCCGCAUCAUUUCGGCUCAGCAUUACAUGAUGAGCUACUAGGACAUGGACCCUGCUGCUGUUAGCUAACCUUGGGAGGCUUCCCCGGGGCAUGAGGAUUUCUACCCGCAUCCCACUAGCGACGGAGGCGAUGAGAACUGAUCUGGCUCGGCCUACUCGCCCAUCGAGUUGGGCUCAAUAUUGUGUUUCCAGACUAAGACUCAGAGUCCAUAUUGUGUUUCCUUUUCUAUUUGUCUUGUUUCUUUGGAUUGUAUACUUGGAACUAUGGUUUCUUUCACCCCAUGUGUGUGUUUUGCUGACUAUAGCUCUGUGUCGUUGGACUGGUCCUUAUCCAGUCCUCUACUAUUGACUGGUCCGCCCUCUAGUCCCCGUUCCUGACCACUGUUUCAUGGUAACAUCAUCCCCCUUCCCUCUGCUCCAUUGAGGACACUGUCGCAUUUAAGUAUGGUGGGGUUCUUUGUAUUCAUUGAAACGUAUAUAGGUGUUCUUGGAGCCUAGUCCGCUGUCCAAAUCUCGAGAUUUGAGGGCUCCAAGCACUGUUUUUUGCUUGAUCAUACAGGCACUGUGGUUUAAUUGGUGAAUCGAAUGGCUUUCGAAUUAAUGCAUGACAACUGGAAUGUGACUAGGACAACCUAUAAUGAUGACUGAGACGUGCAGUAGAAUUGUUUAGGAGUUCAGUUUUUCAACUGUUUGCUUACCAACUGUGACUUGGAUUGAUCACUUGUUCUUGAUAGUCAUUUAUGCAUCUAGUUCAGGGAAUCAGAAUGAGAGAUAGAGCAUAUAGGUAGCCAUGUGAGAUUUGAGCCUGCUCGUUUCUUUCUUGCGCGAUAGUUCCCUCUUCCAUGAUGUGCAGCAUUCACGUUGUCAUUAGUUAAGAUGAUGGAGGCAUAGGAUUAGCCCACGACCAAAUUGACUGUCCUGGUGUGUCAUACCCCCUAGUCAGCCCCUUUGAGCCGUGUGUUAUCCUUUCUUUCGGUCUACAAUUGAAAAUCACCCUUUUGCAUCUCUUAGAAGGUUCCACAGAGUGGUUUUUACAUGUUCUCUGCUGUUUUUGCUAAAUAUAUUGUGAGGGUUGGAGGUAGUGCUUAAAAAUUGGGCAUGUGUUUGAAAAAUAGGGUUGGAGGUAGUCCUUAAAAAUUGGGCAUGUGUUUGAAAAAUGUGCAGAGGUGGUGGUUCUCUUAAGAAAUGAAAAAAAAUGAA